AUGGCGAAAACAAACUCAUUGAAUAAUUUCAUCUAUUUCCUUUUCUUUUUUGUCCUUCAUCUGGCCAAAGCUUUCAAGCCAUCUAUAAAAACGGUCACAGUCAACCCAUGCACCCUCACUCCAACCAUUCCUACAUAUAUCUCUCCUUCAUCACCUUGCCCAACUAUCACCAUCUCCACUUCUCAUACCUCCUGUCCACCAACAACCCCAACAUCCUGCUCCCCGAAUUUCUGCAUCUCAGAUGCCUUUAUAACAGUUCCCUGCACCUGUCCCUACGCCGUACCAACCACCACCCUCUACACCCCAUGUCCCUCCGCCUGUUCGCAAACUUGUAACAUCGGACAUCAAAUCUACCAUGAAACAUCCUGUUCCACCACAAUCGUCUCUCCAACUUCCCUCACCGUACCCACGGGUGGUCCAACACUCUGUUCCUGUCCUUACUAUCCUCCCUACCCAACUUAUUGCAAUCCGCCCUGUCCAGUUCACACCUCCACCUCUACCCCCAGCAUCACUACUCAAACUCUCCCUACUACAACCCCCAAUUUCGUCACCUGCUCCUGUCCCUACUAUCCCCCCUACCCUACAAACUGCAUCUUCCCCUGUCCCAUCCACACCCUGACAACUACCACUCCAACUAUCACUCCAACUUCGAGUUGCGAAAGUAUCACGCUCACAAAGGGAGAUUCGUGUCCGUCGGUUGUGGGGGGUCCGUGUUCGAGUCCUGAUUGUGUAUAUCUCUCUACCGUCACGAUAAAUUGUGGAUGUGGUGGAUCGAUUGGGACGGUGACGAGUUGCAAAACAACAUGUGAUAACGGGACGUGUGGGACUGAGUGGCGGACGCUUGCGUUGCCUUGUCCGACGACUGCGAUGGUGGGUUGA
This is a messenger RNA of Botrytis byssoidea, 879 nucleotides long. RefSeq lists its product as uncharacterized. The coding region runs from base 1 to 879 and encodes 292 amino acids. Lineage: Eukaryota; Fungi; Ascomycota; Leotiomycetes; Helotiales; Sclerotiniaceae. The transcript is spliced from 5 exons. The record is from RefSeq and is a predicted model, not a curated record.